CUUCGUUCCUCUUUUCCUCGCCCGGAACCCGCUGCUGUGAUUAUCACGCCCUUCAUCAAUUUCUGUCACGACUUGGUUCGAGAGGCUCGCUUGGGCGCCGAUAUACGCACGAGGCUGAAUAUCCGCCCGCGAGAUGGAGAGUCAGUCCGGCUGUCCUUCCUCGGCCGCCGCCAACCGCUGGGAGAGGUUCAAGGCGGUCAUCGAGCGACUGUACAUGGUUGAGAAGAGAAAAGUUUCUGAAGUAGUUACGAUCAUGAAGAAUGAUCAUGGGUUCGACGCUGGUGAGAACCAAUAUAAAUACCAGUUCAAGAAGUGGAAGUGGAAGAAGAACAUGCUUGCCAGGAAGAAGACCGAAAUCGCGACACAGCUGCAAAGCAGAGCUGCAGCAGGAAAACCGAGCAGUGCAAUAACCUUUCAGGGUAGACCAAUCGACCAGAAUAAGAUAAGGAGACAUUUGAAGGCCACAGCUCGCCAAGAGUCUCGAGAUAUGGUUCUGAAAAGGGCUCCUCUUGCUACCGGGCCUGACGUACUUAUGGUAGAUUCUAGACCUGUACUAUCGUUUGCGAACAGCAUAUUCCUCAAGUGGAAUAUGCCCUAUGCAGCCAUGCGUCGAUUCCAAGUGCAAUCUUUCAGCCACGCUUCACCUUCAAGCUUCUCCGCACCAACACCUGGUAGCGACAUUGCAGUCGUCACUCCCUCCGCUUCCGCCGAUCCACCUCGGGACGCACCUUCCCCGACGGCACUACAUCUGAAAGAAAAAGUAGCGAUUGACCGCGCCCACCUGUUCGUUCAGGGACAGCACGACAAACUGUUGAAGUCCAUGGACAAGGAGGAAAGGAUGGAAAUGUCUACAUGGCUGUAUCAGUAUUGGUUUUUUUGCUUUAAGACAGCCAAGAACUGGGGCAGAGGCCCGCGGGUUUGGACAGCCGAUUCCUUAGGCUUUGAUCGCUUCCACGACCCUGCUCAUCGUAGCCUGCCCAGCACCCCUAGCGGUGGCCUAAAUGUCGACGGCCCACGGCCACCGGAGGUCUUAAGGCCCAGCAACCUUUGCCGAUGGCAUAUACACGUACGUCAGGAUGAAGAAGAGGACUACGAGGAGCUCCCGGAAGAAGAAAUCACAGCCGACCUCGCAGCCACUGCUGAUCCAUACGAUGAAUCCACUUGGGGGCCGUGGCCGAGUCAGUGGCAAGAGCCACCGCUACAGGCUAGACUCCGAGAUGCUCUCGAGCACAACGACUUUAGCACGAUCCGGACAGAAACUCUACCCGUCGCUGUACCGCAAAUCGCCAAAGCUGCUAAAAGAUCUCCCGACGAGCUUCUCCAAGAGUCCCUCGGUUUCAGCAUCAUAAGCCGAGACGUAGACCAAGUCGAAUCAAUUCUGCGUCAGGUUCAACGUGAGAAGGUCGACAUCAGCUCUCUUCACCCAUGUCACUUGGCGACGAGUUAUUUGGACGGAUCAAAAUCUUGCUGCAACAUCUUUUCAGCGCUCUUGCAUUUAGGUCCAAAUCUCCGACACAUAUACACAAACGACAUGGGUCACACAGUGUUGGACAACUUGAUGAUAGCAAUCCUAAAGUCGCACACAUCGGUAACCCCUACUAUCGCCGACCCUGCGCUACGAGAUAUGUGCCGCUUCCCCGGAGAAGAAGUAGACAUCUGUGGUCGUUGGGACGCAGAUUCUGAUUGCAUUCGACAUCUCCUGGCCAAAGGUGACCCUUCCAUCCCCUUCUCGUGGAAACACAAAUUCUGUCAUACUUCCGUCCAAGCGAUUUGUCAUUGCAUUUGCCAGAUAAGCCAAUAUUCCACAGCAAUGCGAGGGGCCGCGAGCGGAUUGUACGUACGUCGCUGUUUCGAUUGCGGCAUGAAGCUACAGCUUCAGCCCCUUCACUGCCUCGUGGUGACUGCAUAUCAUGUCGCUUGCCACGGCUGCGAAGACGAAGACUUGUUCGGCAUGGUCGCUUGUCUUCUUUGUCUUAUCGCUAAUGGCUUUGAUACUCGAAAGAUGGCGAGUAUCUCCAUUACUGCACUCGUCCAAAAUGCGGGCCUGGAGUCACCUUGUGAUCAUGAGGAACUCUCUCCUGCCGAGCUUUCCCAAAAGCUCUCAGAAACCCCUGCAUCAAGCUCCUGGAGUGCCGAAGUUAAGACGGGUUGGUCCGUAUUUUGCGGGAUAUUGUGCCUUGAUCAAAACAACAGUGAGGUAAUAGACUCUGAGGGCGAGAUGAGCGAACAUUCAGAGGUCGAUGAUAGAGAGUUCAUCGGCACUGAUCCACCUGCCGAUUUUUUUAGGGGGGACCAUUUCGGGUUCCAUAACCAGGCGGGACUCUUCCGUCUCCGCGAAGAUCUCGCAACACUUUGGGCUGCCGUUCAAGCAGAGCUCUCAACAUACCGGCGCCUGGAUGAGAGAUAUGGCUGGACCUCCGAUUACUUCAGCAUGGAGCAACUCCGGGACCAACUCGAUCGAGGAGAACAUGUUUCCGUCAAGUACGCCGAUGCUGGCUUGCUCCAAACUCACUGUGUCUGUGGAUCAUUUUCCACCUACAGAGGAAUACCUACGUUAUCUGAUACCACCACACAGUAUAUCGCGAACCUUGAUGUGUGGCAAAGGGCAACUUACUCGCACCUACCCGACUACUGAUGGUUGUUUUUCUUCGCUUGGGCUGUACUUUUCUUUCCAACUCUCUUCACGCAAUGCACUUUCUAUUCUACCAUGUAUUUUCCUAGCUCAUCUCGUACCUCGCAAAAUAAU
Molecule: messenger RNA, 2746 nt
Organism: Trematosphaeria pertusa
Lineage: Eukaryota; Fungi; Ascomycota; Dothideomycetes; Pleosporales; Trematosphaeriaceae
Exons: 4
Coding region: 134-2635 (833 amino acids)
Source: RefSeq, a predicted model, not a curated record